UCCUGGAUGGCCUGAGAGUGAGUACAUUCUCAGCAAAAUGUUAUUUCCUUUUUCCCUUUGACAAUUCAUGACAGCUUAUUUGUUUUGUUACUGGAAGUACAAAACACCCAGCACUUCCUUCAGUGGUUUCACAUAGCAUUAAUCCACAGGAUGCAAAUUGAAAGGGCACCUAUCAUGACAGUGUGUCACACAACCACCCUACAAUGAAAAAAAUCCACUGAAUCAUUUUUUGAUCCCCAGUUAACUAAAUCAUUCUCAUUAGACAUCCCAUUUAGAUAUUCUGAGAAGUAUGAUGUCACAUUGUUCAGGCCCCGACCACGGCUGCUGACUGACAUUGCCUUAUUAGCAGCCAGAGACCCUGCCCUCAGUGAACAGCACACAAUCCAUGUUUAUCUUAAUGCUAACACAUUUAAAAGUGGCAUUCAAGCUAGGAAUGCUAUCUUAUUAAAGCUAGAGAAGUUAUUCGGUCAAAAGCAGUGAGAGAGCAGUGUUUUCUAACUUAACCUUGUGUGUAUUUGAGAGUUAAAGUGCAAUAAGACAUGAAUGAGAUUAGGGAUUAGUUUAGUUCUCACACGCUUUCUGUGUGUAUAUGCUUUGGAUGUGUGCGCCCAGAAAAGAUUUUUGUGUUAGCCCAAAUUUAUAAAUAUACAACAAAUUAAAUAUUUGAUUGAUUAUUAAAAUAUUGAAAUAAGUAGAGAGAUUGCUAUAGUAUUUCAGACACAUAUUUGCAUCAUUUUCUGUAAAAUCGAUAGGCCUAUUAGGAAUAUCUCAGACUCCCCAAAAUCAUACCACACAGUUGUGGAAUCCUGAAUAUGAACAUUGUGACUAAAUACAUUAUAUUUACCGUAAUAGGCUACAUUAUGUGAGAGCGUAGGGUUAAAAAUGAUCAAAGACUUCUGUUUUCCUGUCACAAACCAACUAUGAGUAACAAAAGGGCCAUUUAGCAUUCCUUAAGGCACAGAAGUGCUGAUAUCGAUCAAGGCCUGUAGGAUAAACUGUGUAUACAGCAAGGGUCUCCUAAUUUUCACACCUUUUGUCCAGUGGGUGAAGCUGUAAUCUGCUGAUUGGUCAGUUUGAAUGUCUCACAUUUGGUCACAUGGUCAAGGAAGGGAUAAAAUAAGAUAGUAACUGCUGCUCUGGCUCUUUCUCUUUGCUGACUGUUUUCUUUGCUGUUGCUCGCUUAGUGCUCUGCCCUUUCUCGCGCUUUUUUCCUCCCUCUCUCCAUCUCUCCUUCUCUCUUUCUCUCGGUUUUACCAUCUUUUUGUAACCAAUUCAAGUGUAACCAUAACAAAAUACUCUCAUUAAACCAUUUGAAUGAUAAAUGAUGUGCCAAAUAGUCUUGAUUCAAUAUUAACUAAAGUGCUUCCUAUUGCACUACAAUAUAGUCACAUAAUAACAACACUCUCCCACAUAUUUGGCUAUUGUAACUGCGCUUAUUUCCGUUGUUGGUAUAAGUGGCAGUGGGUGGUAAUAAACAAGGAAUUUACAGUUUUAAACCGCCGUGCUCAUAACUUUCUUUAGUCAUUCGGCAAUCCUACAGUCGGGAAACCACCCUUACAAGAGCAAAUUUAUUGAAUUUAUUACAUUUUCUGGUAAAUACUACUGUUUAUUGUUUAACAUUAAUGAUAUAUUCCCCAAAAAAUAUGACUCAUGACUGAAAGACUGACUUAUGACUGAAAGAUGACUAAUUUUAUAGUGACAUAAAAUCUUUAUUUAAAUAGGAAACUCUCAAAAUUACUUCAGAUGGUAAAGUUGGCAAACAGGCGAUUUAUUUAUUUCAUUUUACAUGAAUGGAGGAACUUAACAUUCGUGUACAUUCAGUUCAAUUCGUGUUCAUUUUUUAUAGCACUUUUCAUGAUAAAAAUCACUGCAAAGCAGCUUAACAUAAGUAGCUUAUCAGUGGUGACUAUAUCAAGGUGAUGUCCAAAUGGCAGAAAUGUACAGUUAAAAUUACACUGUUAGAUAAUGACAUGUAUUCAAACAAACGAACACUAGUCUAUAGGGUAUAUUAUACUGAAAAAAUAAAUAUACUACAGUUUGAUUACAGUAUGCUGUAGCUUUCAUUAACAAAGUGUUGUAAAUACUAUAAUAUAUACAGUAUAAUACACUUCACUAUAGUAUAGUUCAAAAACAUUAGCCUAUAGUAUUUACUAUAAAUUACUGUAGUAUUUUUCAUGUGGGCGCAGGGAAGCCCUGAAAGUAAGCUAACAGCCCGUAAAUAUGACGCUGCAUGGGAAAUACAUUAAUUUGACUUUCAGUUUCGCUGUGUAUAAGAGGUUGUGUCUGUCUGAUCAGAAACAGACUAUACGACCAACCAUUCAAAAUGUUGUGUCUGUUGAUCCUAAUUUUAAGCAUCAUAAAUAGAGCUUAUCUUUCAGAAAUUAUUGCACGAGGAGACGCUGCUGUUGAGUUUGGUCAGGAUGCUUCAUUCUCUUGUACACUGCCAGACGCGUCUGCUGUCAAACAAGUCACCUGGCAGCGCGUGCGUGACCAGGAACCGGUACAAACUCUGGCUACAUACAGCGCGCUCUUCAACGAUUAUGUGGAUGAUCAGUAUGUCGGAAAGGUCAUUUUCACUACGGCGUCAGUUAAUUCAUCAUCCAUUGAGAUCAAAAACACAACAUUUGAUGACGAGGCUUGCUACAUUUGUUCCUUCAAAGUGUACCCAUUCCAACCUAAACGACAAACCUUGUGCCUCGCUGUUAAAGGUAUUUCAGAAAUAACAGCAUCAGUGAACACUGCACUCAGUUCUGAUCCAGAUGUUGUAGUCUCAUGUUCAGCUACUGGUAAACCAACUCCAACUAUCCACUGGAAAUCUGCAGAGAAAGAGCUGGACAACUUUUCAAGUAAUUUUACAACUCUGAAUAAAGACAGCUCAACCACCAUUACAAGCAACCUCACGCUUCCACUCUCACAGUUUCAUGGGCUGUAUGUGGAAUGUGUGGCGAAGAGUGACAGCAUGGAGAAGAGCAUCCAAAUCAAAUUGCCUAAAGAUCAUAAAAAAGUGAAUGCUACACCAAGAAGUUACAUCAUUACAGUUUCAGUCCUCAUUAUCAUGGCCGUUGUGGUUAUUAUCAUUAUUAUCAUCUGUUCUCUCACCAGACUAAAGAGAGCCACUUUUGGGAUAAAAUCUACUUAUGACGAACCCCUUAAGGAGGAAUUUUUAACUCUACAGCUUCCUCAUAGUAUUCAUUUUUGCUCAUGACCUUUGAACUUUUUGGUUCUAGCUAGUGUGUUCCUUAAAGGAAUCAUGAAUUUACCAUCUAGUAUUUAUAUAUU
Carassius auratus (goldfish) is the source of this 3279-nucleotide messenger RNA. Its product is annotated as OX-2 membrane glycoprotein-like. Lineage: Eukaryota; Metazoa; Chordata; Actinopteri; Cypriniformes; Cyprinidae. The transcript has 5 exons. The coding region runs from base 2324 to 3205 and encodes 293 amino acids. Gene Ontology annotation, molecular function: cell-cell adhesion mediator activity. The record is from RefSeq and is a predicted model, not a curated record. Gene Ontology annotation, biological process: negative regulation of neuroinflammatory response; heterotypic cell-cell adhesion. Gene Ontology annotation, cellular component: axon; cell surface; neuronal cell body.